Rotaria sp. Silwood2 is the source of this 1002-nucleotide messenger RNA. NCBI's taxonomy places the organism in Eukaryota, Metazoa, Rotifera, Eurotatoria, Philodinida, Philodinidae. The record is from the annotation of a GenBank genome assembly.
AUGGAAGAUCAUUAUUUAACUGAACAGCAUCAACGUGCCAUAAUGAAAGUUGUUCGUCAGAUGUUAUCGCAAUUCAAUGACAGAUUAAUGGAUAAUAAUUUUUCUUCAGUAAUAACUGCCGGAACUUAUAAUACAGCCACAGCUCAAUUACAAGAACUUUAUAAAAUGCUCAACAUCUUGUCAGGUAGUAUUGAAGCAUUGAAUAAUGACCAAGAACGUCUAAGCAAUGAAUCACUUCAAAUUCAAGUAACAAUUCCAUCAUUGACAGAAGAAUUGUCAAAAGUUAAAUUAUCGAUUCAAGAAUCAAGUUCUUUCUUGGAAGGAGUGAAACAUAACCAAGACAUUCUCAAUCAAGAUUUAGCAUCAAUCGAAGAAAAAAUCAAUGAUUUGCAAUAUGUUUCAUAUGAUGGAACAUUUAUAUGGAAAAUUACAAAUUUUAAAGAGAAAAUGAUUGAUGCACAGUCUGAAAGACAAACAUCUAUUUAUUCACCUCCAUUUUAUUCAUCUCCAACUGGUUAUAAAAUGAGAGCUCGUCUUUAUUUAAAUGGUGAUGGAAAUGCUCGCCGUACACAUAUGUCGCUCUUUUUUGUGCUUAUGCGAAGUUUGAACGAUCCGAUUCUCAAAUUUCCGUUCAACUUUAAAGUCACGUUUUGUUUGUACGAUCAAACGCCUGCGCAGCAACAUAUUAUUGAUUCAUUUCGACCAGACAUUAAAUCGAGUAGUUUUCAACGCCCUCGAUCGGCUAUGAAUAUAGCUAGUGGUAUACCAAAAUUUUUUCCAUUGGAAAUUAUUCAACAGGAAGGAAAUUCUUAUGUACGAGACGACACCAUGUUCAUCAAAGCUAUGAUUGAUUUUAGAGAUAUAAACAAAACAUUGUUACCUUAUGUUUUGAAUCUUAAUCCGGGUCUACCAACUCAUGUUCAACAAGAGAUGAUCAUGCAAGAGGUGGAAAGAAGAUCUCAACAGCAGUCUGUCGCGCAGCCGAAGAUACCUCCGAAAUAG